AAAGUACUGUACAUCGGUUGAUUACAGUCUGGUAAAUUGCUGGAGACAAUUGUGAUUGCGUGCAAGCACGUACGGCUUCCAGAUUGCACACAGCCCAGACGAUUCUGGCGGUUCAAAAGCCUUUGGCUCUAGAAGGCACAUGGCAGUGGAAGAUUGGUACAAGCAGCUUCCUGUUGUCACCAGACUGUACGUCACGUCAUGUUUCCUUGUAACAGCAGCUUGUGCCCUCGAGAUCAUCACCCCCUUCAACAUAUAUUUCAACGCGAGGCUCAUCUACCAGAAAUUGGAACUCUGGCGACUACUGACAAACUUCCUAUUUUUUGGCAGCCUAGGUCUUGACUUUGUAUUCCACAUGUUCUUCCUCAUAAAGUACAGCAAGUCUCUGGAGGAGGAGUCAUUUCGAGGGCGCAGCGCAGACUUCUUGUGGAUGCUCCUAUUUGGUGCCGGUUUGCUGCUGGUGAUUGCUCCCUUUGUGAACAUCCAAUUUCUGGGCUCGUCAUUGACAUUCAUGAUGGUGUAUGUGUGGGGGAGGCGGCAUCCGUAUGUGAACCUGAGCUUUCUGGGGAUCUUCAAUUUUACAGCGCCCUACCUGCCCUGGGUGCUGCUGGCGUUCUCUGUUACCCUGCGCAGCAACGCAGCUGUGGACCUGCUCGGCAUCGUGGCAGGGCACUGCUACUACUUCCUGGAGGAUGUGUAUCCGCGCAUGACCGGGCGGCGGCCGCUGCGGACGCCGGGGCUGGUCAAGGCUUUGUUCCCCCGGGACGAGGGUGUGCGCAUUGCGCGGACGGCGCCGGCCGCGGCCGCGCCGCAUGCUUUCCCGGCCCCCGGCGUCGUGCCGCCACCCGGGCAGGAUCCCCGCUGA
Messenger RNA from Coccomyxa subellipsoidea C-169, 862 nucleotides. RefSeq names its product DER1-domain-containing protein. Gene Ontology annotation, cellular component: endoplasmic reticulum membrane; Hrd1p ubiquitin ligase ERAD-L complex. The coding region runs from base 140 to 862 and encodes 240 amino acids. Gene Ontology annotation, biological process: endoplasmic reticulum unfolded protein response. NCBI's taxonomy places the organism in Eukaryota, Viridiplantae, Chlorophyta, Trebouxiophyceae, Coccomyxaceae. Gene Ontology annotation, molecular function: misfolded protein binding; ubiquitin-specific protease binding. The record is from RefSeq and is a predicted model, not a curated record. The transcript has 8 exons.